GCCGGGGUCGGGGCCGGGGUCCGCCCGGGUGGACGUGCUGCUGCGCCGGCCCCAGGCCCGCUACACCCUGCAAGGGGCGCUCCUGGCCGCCGGCCCCCACCCGCACCCCCUGCAGGGGCGCCUCGUCCUGGUGGACGAAGCGGAGCCGGAGCUGGAGGCCGGGUCGGAGGCCGGCUGGAUCGGGGUCGUGCCCGUGGGCGAAGAGCAGGGCGAACCCACGCGGAGCCCCACCCGGGACACCUUCACCGCCGCGGCCGGCGUGGUGGACAAGAUGAAGCGGGCCCUGGUCCUGGGAGCGUCGGCGCUGCUCAUCCUGGCUCUGAACCAGAACGCCAUUCGCGAGCUGGAUGUGUCCCAGGUCCCGUCCAAGCCGGUCAUCGUCGUCCAGACCUCGGACAACGUCACCAAGCUGCUGGCGGCCCUGCUGCGGGGACUCCAGGCCACCGCCGAGAUCACCUACCAGGCCAUGCUCCUGGAGAACGUGGGCGUCACCCUGACGCUGUGGUCGACGUGCGGCCUGUCCCGCGGCGGCCUCUACGGGGAGUGGCAGGGGGUCAUCUGUCCGGAGGAGGCCGGCUCCCGCGGCCAGAAGUGCCUGCAGCAGCUGUGGAACACCAUCCUGCUGGUGGCCCUGCUCCUGGGCACGGGCCUGGUGGUCCAGGCCCAGCGCCAGUCCCGCCAUCACCCGCCUGACCGGGAUGACCAGGGUUCCCCGCUGGAUCUGAAGCAGCGGAUCCUGAGGAGGCUCUCGGCCCUGAAAACCCGGCGUUACCACCCGGGCCGGCAGCCCCGGGCCCACGUGCCCGACAUCCAGACCUGUGCCGUCUGUCUGGAUCGGUUCUGCAAGAACCAGUUCCUGCGCGUGCUCCCCUGCCUGCACGAAUUCCAUCGAGACUGCGUGGACCCCUGGCUCCUCCUGCAGCAGACCUGUCCCUUGUGCAAACACAACAUCCUGGGGAGCUGCCGUGCCUCCCGUGACGCCCCGGGGUCGGAGGACAGCUGACAGCUGCACUUUGCGGACGCCCCCGGGCCGGGCCCGGGGAGCGUGUGGCAGCCCCGCCGGAACAGACCUCAUCUCCUGGGGCCGGGGGGGAGGGGCGCGGAGGAGCCCCGGGCCACCUCCCGCCCCCCAGCCAGCGAGGGCCGGCCAGGGAGGACGGCGCACGCCACUUCCCGGACACCGAGCGGACGGCCUGAGUGGUGGGUUCUGAGGGGUCCUCCCGGGUCUCUCCGUCCCCCCGACCCCGGCCCGACCGCCGGAGGAGGGGAGGCUGGAGACGGGGUCGGGGGGCCGCCCCCAAGGAACCGUUCCUGCCCCGGAUGUCUCUCCGGCCUGGCCCGCGGCUACCGAGGCCCUCCCUGCUCUCGGGAAAGCCGGAAACGGCUCUGUGUUUGGUGCGUAUUUAUUAGGGGGUGGGGCGUGGAGGGGCCGGGGGACCGGGGCCAAGUUUCCUCUGUACGGUCAGCGCCAUUAAAGCCACGAGACACUGCC
Ornithorhynchus anatinus (platypus) is the source of this 1492-nucleotide messenger RNA. RefSeq names its product ring finger protein 215 (gene RNF215). Gene Ontology annotation, biological process: Wnt receptor catabolic process; ubiquitin-dependent protein catabolic process; negative regulation of canonical Wnt signaling pathway. The transcript has 9 exons. Lineage: Eukaryota; Metazoa; Chordata; Mammalia; Monotremata; Ornithorhynchidae. Gene Ontology annotation, molecular function: frizzled binding; ubiquitin protein ligase activity. Bases 272 to 1003 code for a protein of 243 amino acids. The record is from RefSeq and is a predicted model, not a curated record.